Miscanthus lutarioriparius is the source of this 1167-nucleotide messenger RNA. The record is from the annotation of a GenBank genome assembly. NCBI's taxonomy places the organism in Eukaryota, Viridiplantae, Streptophyta, Magnoliopsida, Poales, Poaceae.
AUGGACGGCGGCGGAGAGGACGGGAAGCAGCAGCCGCACCUAGUACUGGCAAACAAGCUGUUCCUUCUGUCGCGCUCCGACGUCGACGACCUCGCCAAGGUCGACCUACGCGCUGACGUGCUCGCGGCAGUCAAAUCCGAUGACAUGGCGGCUCUGUACGAGUCGCUGGCGGCGGACGGCGUACUGGAGAUGGACGCGGCGCUGCUGGCCGAGAUGCGCGCCAGGAUCGACGAGGAGAUCCGGAAGCUCGAUGAGAAGAUUGCCGAUGCUGAGGAGAAUUUGGGUGAGAGUGAAGUGCGUGAGGCCCAUCUCGCCAAAUCCUUAUAUUUUAUAAGGGUUGGGGAGAAGGAGAAAGCACUGGAGCAGCUUAAAGUUACUGAAGGAAAAACUGUAGCUGUUGGGCAAAAGAUGGACCUUGUUUUCUACACACUACAGAUUGGACUUUUCUAUAUGGACUUUGAUCUCAUCUCAAAGUCCAUUGACAAAGCGAAAAACUUGUUUGAGGAAGGUGGUGACUGGGAGAGGAAGAACAGAUUGAAAGUAUACGAAGGAUUGUACUGCAUGGCAACUAGAAACUUCAAGAAAGCUGCUAGUUUAUUAUUGGAUUCAAUUUCAACUUUCACAACAUAUGAGCUGUUCACAUAUGAUACCUUCAUCUUCUACACAGUCCUUACGAGUGUUAUCUCUCUGGAUCGUGUAUCUCUAAAACAAAAGGUUGUAGAUGCACCUGAGAUCUUAGCUGUAAUUGGCAAAGUACCUCACCUCUCGGAGUUUCUCAAUUCCCUCUACAAUUGCCAGUACAAGUCAUUUUUUAUUGCAUUCUCUGGCUUGACUGAACCGAUCAAGUUAGACCGUUACUUGCAGCCUCAUUUUCGCUACUACAUGCGUGAAGUGCGCACUGUUGUCUACUCACAAUUUCUGGAAUCAUACAAGAGUGUGACAAUGGAAGCCAUGGCUGCUGCAUUUGGUGUCACAGUUGACUUUAUAGACCAGGAAUUGUCACGCUUCAUUGCUGCUGGGAAGCUCCACUGCAAGAUAGACAAAGUUGCUGGUGUCUUGGAAACGAACCGACCUGAUGCCAGGAAUGCCUUCUACCAGGCAACCAUCAAGCAAGGAGACUUCCUGCUGAACCGCAUCCAGAAGCUAUCACGAGUUAUUGACCUGUAG